Messenger RNA from Schizosaccharomyces octosporus yFS286, 3640 nucleotides. RefSeq names its product WDR24 family WD repeat protein. The coding region runs from base 1069 to 3534 and encodes 821 amino acids. Gene Ontology annotation, biological process: positive regulation of TOR signaling. Lineage: Eukaryota; Fungi; Ascomycota; Schizosaccharomycetes; Schizosaccharomycetales; Schizosaccharomycetaceae. The record is from RefSeq and is a predicted model, not a curated record. Gene Ontology annotation, molecular function: protein binding. The transcript has a single exon.
UUUCCAACGAAAUAUCCUGCGCAUUCGUAAAGCACAGCAUUCAAACAUUCAUGAAACAAAAGAUUCCAUUCCAAUCAUAAAUUCUAUAAACACAAAAAAAAUAAAUAAAAAUAAAAAAAAAGAAAAAAGAAACCACCGUACUCGGUCACCAAACAGCAAAAAUAAAAACAACUCCCAAGGCGAGACUCGAACUCGCAACCUUCUGAUGAUCUUCUUAAGAGUCAGACGCUCUAAACCGAUUGAGCUACCCGGGACUUUCUUGAUAUGUGUAAAGGUAUAUCCUCUCUAAACUACUUUGCAAGAAGAGCACAGAAAAAUCCAAGGAUGGUUCGUAUUCCUUUUACAUAACAAACCGUCUUCUAAACGUCUCUUUUCUAAUCAUACCAGCUGCUCGUUUUCUUCUUUCUUUCUUUCUUCUUUUCAUACCUUCCCCUCAAUACCGUGUUACGACCAACCGCGGUGUCCUUCCAUACCGUCUUUAUAGAAAAGCAACACCGCUACCCUAAGAACAAAUGUAGACCAUCAUCUUUUGGAAACGACGAGCUGUACAAAGAGAAUUCAUCUUCCAUUUCAACUCAAACAUUCCUCUCCUUUUGUAUUGGUUUCCGUUGAACCAGACCAAAUCCCAGUUUCCUUGUUUCAUUCUCAUCCUCUCGUCUGUUGUGUCAUCCUUCCUCCUUUGACUGUGUGAGCAUUCCCGUAGCAAUCUUGUGAGCAUUUCCUUUACUUUGCUUGUUUAGCGCCUAUUAAAAGUAAUCACAAUUCUGCACGCUAUGAUUUCUCGGAAUUGAUUUAUGUACAUUGAUUUCCUUUGACGAGAAUUAAAAAGGUUCCUCUUUCUAUCAUAUCUUUUGUUUCGUCGAAUUUCUUUUCGUUUUUGUUUUUGUUUUACUUUAUUUAAAUUAUUCGUUUUACGUACAUUUAGACGUAAAGAAAAAAAAAAAAAAAAGUCAACCAAUUUUCGGUUCACUUUUUUAUUCUGGUGCACGAGCGGAUAUUUUCCCAUAUUUCUUUGCUUUAUGUCAAAACUUCUAAUUUUCUAUAUUUAAACGUUCAAGAAUUGCUUCCAUGUCGAAAAGUUCGUUUUCCUCCAAACCUGCAAUCACUUAUUCCAAGGUCGCUGCGACGUAUUCGUCUAGGACACAGAAACCCCUUUUCGACUACCAGGAUUGGGCUCUUCAAACUCAAGGAAGCGUCAAUUCACUAUCCACUAGUCCUGACUUUACCAAAUUCGCAAUCGCUGGCCGCGAACUCUUGGAAAUUCUCGCUCUCAAUCCAAAUCCCACUAGAGCCCCUAUUCGAAUUAAAAACUUUUCUUCUGGAAAUAUCCACGAAAAGAACAUCUCCUGUAAUGAUGUCAAAUGGGGAAACACCUUUUCCGAAAAUUAUCUAUUUACUUGCUCCCCUUUAGGUGACUUAAAUGUUUGGGAUAUUGAUUCUUCUCAAAUUAUUUCUAAAUUUACUGAACACUCAAGAGCCAUUCAUAGUAUCGACGUCUCCAAAUUCCAUUCUUCAUACAUUUUAACAGCGUCGCAGGACGGCCUAACAAAGUUGUGGGACUUUCGUGAACCUCACUCUUCCCAAAAUUUUCGUGGAAAUUCAGAAGCUGCCAGAGAUGUCGCAUUCUCUCCCUCUGGAAUUAAUGAAUUCGUCGUUGCCUACGAUAAUGGUACUGUCCAAAAAUGGGAUUUACGUUACAGUAAAAGUCCCUCUCUAAAGCUUUCUGCUCAUAAUGGAGUUGCAUUGUGUAUAGAUUAUACACCGAAUGGCUCUCUACUCGCUUCUUGUGGACGGGAUAAAUCAAUCCGUAUUUGGGAUAUCAACAACAAUCAACGUAAAGCGGUCUCUACUAUUAAUACAAUCGCCCCUGUGAAUCUUGUGCGUUGGGAACCCUCCGAGGAUAAUAAUGCUACCCGUAGACUGGCCAGCUCCUCCCUCUUGGGUGAUGAUACUAUAAACCUCUGGGACGUUCCUCGGCCCUAUGUUCCCCAUCGUAGCCUCACCCAUCAUGAAAAUAACGUAACCGCCUUACAAUGGAUUUCUCCAAAUGUUCUUUUAUCGUCCAGUCGUGAUGGGGUUCUUUCCCAGUCUCGUCCAAAUGAUGCUAUAAGUUACAUAGAUUUAAUGCCUUCCUCCGCUGUGUCGUGGUCUACUAAUGGUUGGAUUGCUAUCUCUUCAAAUAACAAAAAGACUGCCGAUUCUCGUCCCCAGGUUCAUCGAACUCCUUCCCGUGAAAGUAAUAUAAGCUCUCUAAGGACCGCACUGCAUGCAAAGCAGGAAUUGAACUUGUCGAAACAGAAUUCCAAUAAUCUUCCGGAAUCUUUUUCUCUUAAAGAUAAUAUCCAAUUGAGCACCACUUCUUUAUUUCCCGAUAUUUGUCAUAAUUUUGUUGAGCUUGCAAAGUCUUAUCAGCUUGCUGGCGAAAUCAGUACUGCUUGCCGCCAAAAUGCCAAACUGGCUUCCCAUUUCGGCGCUUACGAAGCUCAAGCGAUGUGGGAUUUCUUGUUUUUUUCCUCUCUUAGCCCAAGUCAUAAAGAGCAGUUCUUAUUGAUGGACGACUAUGAAUGUUCGUUCUUAGAAGGAAGUUCACAGUCUGGUUCACAAAAAAACACAUCAGAAAAUAGUAAGCAGUCUUCAAUUAAAUCUGAUGCACUCUCUGAUGAUUACUUUGAAUCAUUACUAUCCAGUUCGUCUCUCAGCUCAUCAAUACUUUCUGUAGAUUACGAGGAUAACCUGGAUAAAGCUGUUUCAAAAAGCUUAAAUCAAAAAACAGAACACGGCGCAUCCAUGGAUUCUCGUAAAGAUGGUGUUCCGUCUUUCCAAGGAGGUAGGAAUAGUAUCUCCUCCUUACAUUUCGGUUCGAUCGCUUCCAACGUUUCUGCUCAUUCGCAGUACGACGUGCCUAAUUCUAUGCGGCAAGACUCUAUAACAUCCGCGUCGAACAAAUCCCGUGAUCCUACUGCAAGCGUGGGAAGUCUGUCUAGACGUACUUCUUACUUCAAUAAUCAAAUUUCCUUUGGUGCCGAAGAACCACCUCCUACAGAAUUGAUAGACGUGGUGACAUCUUCUAUUUUACAAUGCAUUGAUGAAACAGAUGUACAAACUGGUGCUUCAAUUUAUUUAUUGUUUUCCUCAUUACCUAUCAACAUUCCCCAUCCUCAACUGGAUGAUUUGAUAGACAGCUAUGUGGGCCUUUUGCGGCGUAUGGGAUUGUUUUGUGAAGCGUCAUACGUCGUUAAACAUUCCUCACAGGUUGUAAAAUAUAAAUAUUCAGCAAAUCGCGAUUUGUCGUUUGGUUACAGGUCAAGUUCAACGCCUCUUACGAAAAAUAUCUCUCUUGAUCAUGUGAACGUUUAUUCAAAGCUUGAGAGAUGCUGUUUUUGUGAGUUACCUUUAAAUGGUAUUGUCACUUCAUGUUAUGGUUGUGGACAUUUGGGCCAUGAAAGUUGUUUGAGGGAUUGGUUCUUUCAUGAUACGGCAGAAGAAGGCCAACUAUGUCCUGUCCCUGGUUGUGGAGUAACAUGCUUAGGAUAAUAAUGAACAAUUCACUACCUUUUUUUGGAUACUCGUGUAUUAUAAACAAAGCAAAUCAUUGUUAUAAACAAAACGUAGAUAAUAUUUCUAAAAUCAUAAAACUAAU